CGGCCUGGACAGAGGAGCGGCCGCUGGCCGGCCGUCAGUGGCAGUCAGCCGACACAGGCCCAUCAUGCUGCGCGCUUCGACUCCGGUGCUGCUGGCCGCGCUGGCCGGCCUGGCGGCCGCCGCCGCCGGGCAAGACCCGGCUGCCAGCAACGACACGGAGCUGCUACACCCGGACCAGCUGGUGCUCCAGCAGCGGGUGGGCGUGGGGCUGCUCGGGGACAUGUACGUCAGCGCUCCGGUGGUGUCACCGCUGCUGGUUACCCCGGUCGAUUCGCCAUCUACGCCAUCGCCCAGCUUCUCCACCGUGUACAGCUUCUUUGAAGUCGCUCAGAAGGGCACCUCGGCACUGAAGCGGGGCGUCUGGUUCAGUCACAAGACCGUCACCCUGGUGCUCUCUUACCACUACGGCUGCCCGGUCCAGAUCUACAAGAUCCGCGACGGCAAGCUCACGACCGAACUCCUCGGCAACCCGCUGGAGAACGCCGAGUUCAGGCCGACGCUAGUACUCUGGGCCGGCGACCUGCAGACGGUGGAGUCACUCUGCGAGGACAUGUUCACCUUCGUCUCCUACGUCAGCGUCACAGCGUGGACACUGGACGGGAGGGAGAGCUGGGAUGCCGAACAGAUGGUAUCCAAAUUUCCACUGUACGCCGACGAGUUUCGCCGGCUGGCCAGCGCCGAGUUCAACGCCGACCAGAGCAGUCUCAGCCCCGAGGUGUACAACGGAGACUGGGCCCCCCAGUGAGCCGCUGACUACCUGCGGCGACGGACUGGCAUCCCUCGCGGCGAUGAACCGCCGCAGGGCAGAGAGCCCGCAGCCGGCUGAGCACCAACAGCACCCGCCAUCUUGCGGCGUUCGUCAGUUAUGAGUUCUCCGUCGGCCGGUGGUGACCGUUGUUGCCAUGUCAACCAUUGAAGCGUCCUCUGUUCCUUUUUACGUCGUGGCUGGCCAUGGAUUGUUGUCCGGCCUGGUGCCUCGAAUGCGUAUUGCGGUUCGUGGCUCGCGUCCAUGUAAAGCAGGCAGGCUCCUUUAACUUGAUUCAUAAUUCAUUCAUCGCAAAAAGUAUUCUAAUGCCCAUGGAUACGGAAUAACCGGAGAUGUAGACAGUCAACCCCCAGGAUGGGACUUACUAAAAUACUGCAUGAGCGUUACUUUUGUGUAACCACGGCACGCGUAUCAGUAGCAGUGAUUUUUAAUGCCUAUCACGUAUGUGUGUGUGAAGUUUAAAGAUAAAUCCAAAAUAUAUUCCAUCUAUCGCAACAAAUGCAACGAAAGACGUUUUGCCGAACCUAAGUCUACAAGCGCAAAGGGGAGUAUAGUGAAUAAAAGCAUCUAGGAUGA
This is a messenger RNA of Pollicipes pollicipes, 1342 nucleotides long. RefSeq lists its product as uncharacterized. The transcript is spliced from 4 exons. NCBI's taxonomy places the organism in Eukaryota, Metazoa, Arthropoda, Thecostraca, Pollicipedomorpha, Pollicipedidae. The record is from RefSeq and is a predicted model, not a curated record. Bases 65 to 745 code for a protein of 226 amino acids.